GUUUGCUUGCUUGCUUGCUGCCAUUGAGCACAACUAUUGCUGCUGCUGCUGUUGAAGCCACUGUCACUGCUGCUGCUGCUAGCAUAACCGGUAUGCCACCAUCAGCGUUGUUAUAACGUUGGCAUCCCUGACAUUGCCACAUGUAUCUCUUCUUCCUGUUGUCUGCUCACACCGACUCGUCUUGACCACAAGCAUAUAUGUACACAUAUAUGUGCAUAUAUACACUUAUAUAGUACAUAUACAUAUAUACACACACAUAUAUAUACACACAUAUAUAUGUAUAUAUUUGCCAAGCAGGAAAAUAGUAAAACUUAUCAUUACACCAGUGUACAUUUUUAUUAUAAAGAUUGGAUCUGUUUGAAAAAUAGACUAUUAUCAUUCAGGCUGUCCUCUUAGCUUAUGUCUCAAUUUUUGGAUUAACAGGUUUAACACAGGUGAUGCAUGAGUAGCAUGCGGACAUGGAAGGUGGUAGCUGCCCUGUUAGGGUUCUGGCUGGUCAUUAUGAUGUACAUGAGCAGCACAGUAUUCCAAAACACCGAUACAUCACAUCGUACAGAACGGCAAUUACGCCAUGCAAUGGAUGAAUUAGACAGACUUCGCAAACAAAAUAUCGAACUCAAACAGUUGGCCACAGAGCUCAAAGAUAUUCAUCUAAAUCCAGUUUCAAAGGAUGUUAAAAGUCUACGUGAACGACUUGAGAUGGCCACCCUUGAACUAAAGGGAUUGGCAGAGAAGAAAAAUGUUUCCUCCAUCUCAUGUUCUAUUACACCUUCAACAACCCAUGAAGAACUUGGGCGAAAAGUAGAAAAUGACAUUGUAGAAUUCUGGUAUUAUUUGAAAUUUUCCAUGAAAAGAAUGCGGGACUUGGCUAUUGGCAAUUCUGUGCUAAUCAGCAAGUUGGACGAGGUUCUCACCAAUGGCCUUGAAUAUAAAAGGACUUUGAUCUCUGAUAUCGAACAACUACGUGGUGUUGAUGGCCUUGACCAUUGGCGGGAGAAAGAAUCGCAAGACCUGGCUGAUUUAGUGCAGAGACGGUUACAGUUUUUACAGAACCCCCGCAAUUGCAAAACUGCUAAGAAGUUAGUCUGCAACUUGAGCAAAGGUUGUGGUUAUGGAUGCCAAUUACAUCACGUGACCUACUGUCUAAUCGUGGCCUACGCAACCAAGCGAACGUUGGUGCUGGAAUCGAAAGGUUGGCGCUACGCCACACGCGGCUGGGAGACUGUCUUCCAACCUGUUAGUGAUAGCUGCACAGAUCGUAUUGGAAACUCCAUCCGAACUUGGGGACCACCUGAAACACUGACCGAGGUUCAAGUUGUGGAGAUGCCAAUUAUUGACAAUGUCUACCCAAAACCAGAAUUUAUUCCACUUGCCAUCCCAGAAGACCUUGCACCACGGCUUCUUCGACUUCACGGUGACCCUGCCGUAUGGUGGAUCGGUCAGUUUGUGCGUUAUCUAGUACGGCCACAACCAGCCCUAGAAAAAGACAUCAAUGAUACCAAAAAACGGUUGGGUUUUCAAAACCCUAUUGUUGGCGUCCAUGUGCGUCGGACAGACAAAGUUGGUACAGAAGCUGCUUAUCACAGCCUGGAAGAAUACAUGGCCCAUGUAGAAGACUAUUACAGACAGUUGGAAAUGUCUAAAGGUCAUUCUAUUGAAACAAAAAAGGUUUACUUGGCAUCUGACGACCCUAAUGUCCUUGCAGAUGCUGUGAAUAAGUAA
Messenger RNA from Octopus bimaculoides (California two-spot octopus), 1722 nucleotides. Its product is annotated as alpha-(1,6)-fucosyltransferase. The record is from RefSeq and is a predicted model, not a curated record. Lineage: Eukaryota; Metazoa; Mollusca; Cephalopoda; Octopoda; Octopodidae.